Aplosporella prunicola CBS 121167 is the source of this 2841-nucleotide messenger RNA. RefSeq lists its product as uncharacterized. NCBI's taxonomy places the organism in Eukaryota, Fungi, Ascomycota, Dothideomycetes, Botryosphaeriales, Aplosporellaceae. Bases 451 to 2397 code for a protein of 648 amino acids. The transcript is spliced from 2 exons. The record is from RefSeq and is a predicted model, not a curated record.
CAGCCGUCCCCUUAUCAAGCCAGCCGCAACAAUCACAACUCAGCGCCUUGGUCCUAGAGUCUGGAUUGCGAGACAGCGCCCGCCCUAUCAUGAGUACACUACCCGUCAUCUCCCUCUCCCCUCGCUCUCCCCAACCUCUCUCUACCUUCCCCACCCCAUCUCGCGCGCGCCUCGCUACCUUGGUUCCCGCCGCUACUCCAGCCUUUUGCUAUCCGCAUGUGCCCUCCGACAUGGUCCAUGCGCUGCUAUUACCGCAUGCUACAACGUCGAGUCUCGAUAGCGAAGGCUCCCCAUAAAUCCCCGCCCACUGGCCCCCUCGAGAUAGAUCGCGCGCUCACCCGGCUCACCCCUCCGCGGAGGUGGUGAGCGCCUUUGAUCCUCCCCGCCCCAGCCACCAUGUUUUUACCUCGAAGCGUUGGCAGCCCAUCACCACCGGAUCCCCGCACGCGCAUGGAAAAUCAUCCUACUCUGCUCUUCAGCUGGUGGUGCACUCUUUUUUCCCUCGUCAUCAUCCUCUCCCGCCUGGGCGGCCGCUACAUACGGACCGAGCGGCUGUUUAGAGAAGACAGAGUCAUGGCCCUCAGCAUCAUUCCACUGUUUACGCGCAUGGCCUUCGUCCAUGCCAUGCUACUUUACGGAACCAACAAUGUCGACACCUCCAACAUGACCAACCUUGACGAAAUUCGGAUGCGGAAAGUUGGCUCGAGGCUGGUGCUAGCUGCCCGCAUCUCCUACGCCGCAUUCAUAUGGACUGCCAAGCUCGGCGUCUGCGAGUUUCUUGCUAGGCUCAUAGAAACGUUCUGGAAGCGCGCGUACGAAAUCACUUUGCGCUGUAUCCGAUAUUUCCUCUUCGCUACCUUCAUCGCCGUCAUCAUUGCCACCUUGGGAGAGUGCCGCCCCUUCAACCACUAUUGGCAGGUCACCCCUGACCCUGGUCCCAAGUGUAGACAGGGUUACGCGCAGCUGAUCACCAUGGGCGCCUGCGACAUCAUCACCGACAUUUUGCUCAUCGUAUUCCCUAUUCCCUUGGUCUUGAGAUCGAGUCUACCCUUCAAGCGCAAGAUACGCCUUGUUUUCUUGUUUUCCAUGUCCGCCAUCCUCAUCGGAGUCACAUCUGCUCGCGUCCCGAGCGUCAUCAACCACCAAGGCCUCCAACAGUACCGGACCGUGCUUGCUUCGGGCGAGAUCCUGGCCGCUGCCGCUGUCUCCAACGGCGUGGUUCUGGAUUCGUUUUUGCGUGAUCGCGGCGUAAAGAAGCACAGAAAAUACAAGUUUGGCUCGACGACAGACAGCACGGAGCGGUCGUCGCAGCGCAAACCCACGCUGACCACCAUGCAAUGGGGCAGCGACGAGGACCUCGUCCGCGGAGUCGGCUGGCGCCUCUCACCGGAGAUGGAAGCGUGCUCGACGACGAUUCGCCCCGCGGCCCCCGUGGCACCUCCCUCCGAGUCAAUGCACCACCACCACCACCACCACCACCACCCCAGCCGGCCGCCCGCGUUCCUCGGCAACGGAUGGACCUUCCCACAAGCCCACGCCCACAGCCACGACAGCGCAGAGUCGUACUGGAAGCCCGCGGCCGCCGGCGCCGACGACCUAGACCCGGCGCCCAGCCCGCACGACCUCUCGCUGGCGUCGCACCAUCCGACGCCCGAAAACCUCUCGUUCUUUGAUGUCGGCGGCCUCAUACAGGAGAAGCCGCGCUCCAUGUCCUUGGCCAGCGGUUUGCCGACCAGCGCCCCACCACCGCUGCGAGGCCCCUCCCCGCCGCCGCAGCAGCAGCAACAGCAGCGCAGAGGCUCGCGCGUACUGCUCCAGGACCUGAGUGGCCUGGCAUUCGGCAGCCACCACCACCACAACCGUCAUCGCAAGGCGGCGUCUCCGCGGCCAUGGUCGAUGCGCGAGGGCGAGUGCUUCGAGCUCGCGCCGCGGGACGGGGAGGACCUAGGGCUGGGUCUGAACCUGGGGCUCGGCCGCAGAGGGAGCCAGUCGACGGGGAUGGUGGAGCGCAGCGGUGGGGGCGCGGGCCAGGCGCUCGGCGGCCUGCCGCGCUUGCAGGAUGUGGGCGGGCUGUUGGGGGGUGCGGGUGCGGGGGAGGAGGGGGAGGCGGGGCUGGGGCGCCGCUCCGAUGAGCACGUCUUUUCGCGCGUCGUGGACCAGACCGUGUCGUUUCCGGUGUCGCCGCUGGGAGGGCAUGCGCGGAUGGGUGUUCUGGGUGGCGGCGCGGGGGUUGGGGGACGGGAGGGCGGUAGGGGCGGAGAGGUGCAAGAGGGGGAGGGAGAGGAGGAGGAGAGGACGAUGCCAGAUGAUGAAGCUGCCCAUACGCACCUGAGCGACGACGACCGGAAUGAUACCACGCACGACGACGACCACCACCACCACCGCGCCGCGACGUGACGUGACGUGACGACACCAGCCCUUUACCAUUUCUAAACAUCCUUUCUGAUCUCAGCAUACGCAUACGCAUACGACACACGCACACGAUACACGCAUACGAUACACGUAUACGACACACGACGACCAUACCCAUACCCCUUUCUUGCUCUUCAGCGCCUUCGUUCCGAUACCCUGCCCACUACACAUUAGAAGGACGCCAGCGUCUUCAACGUCUUGAUUAAAUCUUGAGUUUUCUGGUUUUUGGGAUAUCCUGUUCCGCGCCAUAGGGGGUUGGCUUUGCUUUGCUUUGCUUUGCUUUGCUUUGCUUUGCUUUGCUUUGCUUUUCUUUUCUUUUCUUUUGGGAUUGCGGGGCGGUCGUUUGAUUAGUUUAAUCGUGUUUUGGGAUUGGGUUUGUGGUGGCAUUGUGGUUUGGAGGCUGUUAAAAUGGGUUGUAAUGGGAGGGUG